Messenger RNA from Xiphias gladius (swordfish), 1049 nucleotides. It is a transcript of the gene gch2, whose product is annotated as GTP cyclohydrolase 2. NCBI's taxonomy places the organism in Eukaryota, Metazoa, Chordata, Actinopteri, Istiophoriformes, Xiphiidae. The record is from RefSeq and is a predicted model, not a curated record. Gene Ontology annotation, biological process: tetrahydrofolate biosynthetic process; tetrahydrobiopterin biosynthetic process. Gene Ontology annotation, molecular function: zinc ion binding; GTP cyclohydrolase I activity; GTP binding. Gene Ontology annotation, cellular component: cytoplasm. Bases 1 to 705 code for a protein of 234 amino acids. The transcript has 6 exons.
AUGAACGGCCACUGCAACGGGAAGGUCAACGACGGCGCGGAGGGGCUCCGCUGCGGCAACGGCUUCGGCAGCCUCAUCAUAGACACCAAGGCGUCCGCCGUGCACCGCAAGCACGAGACCUCCCGCAAGGAGGCCGAGGACAAGUCCCGCUUACCUGCGCUCGAGGCCGCCUACACCAGCAUCCUGCGGGAGCUCGGGGAGGACACGGACCGCCAGGGGCUGCUGCGCACGCCCCUGCGCGCCGCCAAGGCCAUGCAGUUCCUCACCAAGGGCUACCACGAGACCGUCGACGACAUCUUAAAUGAUGCCAUAUUUGAUGAAGACCAUGAUGAGAUGGUGAUUGUGAAGGACAUAGACAUGUUUUCACUGUGUGAGCAUCACCUGGUGCCCUUUUUUGGCAAGGUUCACAUCGGGUAUAUCCCCAACAAAAAAGUGGUGGGACUGAGCAAGCUGGCAAGGAUUGUGGAGAUCUUCAGUCGGAGGCUUCAGGUUCAAGAGCGUCUGACCAAGCAGAUUGCCAUGGGGAUAUCUGAGACUCUGCAGCCAAAAGGCGUAGCUGUGGUUAUUGAGGCAGCGCACAUGUGUAUGGUAAUGCGCGGCGUCCAGAAGAUGAACAGCCGCACAGUGACGAGCACCAUGUUGGGAGUUUACCUAGAAGACCCCAAGACCCGGGAGGAGUUCCUGACUCUUUCAAAGCACGCCUAACAAAUGUCAUACACCAUUCACUCCCGAGCCUCUGUAUACCGUCGCUCAUGGAGAGCGCGGUAGUAACAGUGGAUCUGCAUCCGACUUUACUUUAGGAAAAAGACAAACCAGUAGCAGGAAUUGUAAAGCUGCUUCUUCGAAGCAGGAUCCAGAGCCAACUCUGGAGCUCACCUCAAUACACUCAAUAACUCAAUACACUGAAGCCUGUAAGAUUUCAGUCCUGCUGCUGAAAUUGUUCAUUUGAAAUUAAUGCGAACAAAAUAGGAAAUAUGAGACUCACAUUCUUGUGCCUUUGGUAGAUAUUUUACAGUUUUACAUGGCAAUAUUGUUUUUAUCGUGUGAAA